AUGCAAUAGAAUAAUAAGUAAAUUGAAACAAAUACUUUCAGGGACAUUUGGAUAGUUGCAAUCACUCAUUUUGUUUAACUUGCAUCAAAAAAUGGUCAAAUAUUGAAAACACGUGCCCUCUUUGUAAAUAGAAGUUUAAAUAAAUUGAAUAAAAAUGGAAAAGACCAUAAGAUAUCAAAGUAGAAAUGCAAAGAGAAUAAGUAAAACAUAUUAAUUAUCACUAGAAUUUUCGUGAAAGAUAAAACCCAAUCCCAAAAGGAAGAACAUUUUAAUGUCUUGCUUGAACUGUUGAUAGAAUUCAUUUUGGCUGAUAGUAUUUAUAACAUCUAUCUCAUAGUUAAUGAUUGA
Molecule: messenger RNA, 348 nt
Organism: Paramecium tetraurelia
Lineage: Eukaryota; Ciliophora; Oligohymenophorea; Peniculida; Parameciidae
Exons: 3
Source: RefSeq, a predicted model, not a curated record